Lodderomyces beijingensis is the source of this 600-nucleotide messenger RNA. The record is from the annotation of a GenBank genome assembly. Lineage: Eukaryota; Fungi; Ascomycota; Pichiomycetes; Serinales; Debaryomycetaceae.
AUGUCUACUCCAACACCACCCCAAGCGUACCAGAUACCACAGCUAAUCCCGCCACUAACGCUAGAAACACUAGCUCCGUUUCCGCUCCCGCCAAAGCUAAACUCACUCCCCAGCACCCAAUUCACGCAGUUCACAACCAACCCCGAGUUGAUAUCAAGCUACAUCCACACGCUUCAAGCCUACAGACGCCAAAUCUCCACAUUGACAUCCUCGUUGUCGACACUAACCCACGUUCUCCAGAGCGAAGUUCGAGAUUCGCUAAUUCUAAAAUACGAGCAGCUAAUUUCGAAAAUCCAAGAUCAACUUGGUCAACUCCAGCAACUAUUUCAAGAGUUUGUUAAUUUGGAAACUAUACAAUAUCAGCUUCUUUCCGCGAACUUCAAUCUGGAUUUGUUGAAGCUAAAGUAUCGCAAGAUGGUUGAACGGCUCAAUGAUGUCCUGAUUGAAAUUGCUAGUGGUGCUACUCGAGGUGGUGCUGGUGGUGGUGAUGAUGAAGUGGGACGAAUGUUGGAACGUUUCCGUGACCUGCGCAAGGUUUACCAUUUGCAACGUGAGAAGUUGAACCGAUGGGAGGAGGAGCGGGUAAGCGGGUUCAUUUAA